Heterobasidion irregulare TC 32-1 is the source of this 2461-nucleotide messenger RNA. RefSeq lists its product as uncharacterized. The record is from RefSeq and is a predicted model, not a curated record. The coding region runs from base 326 to 1321 and encodes 331 amino acids. NCBI's taxonomy places the organism in Eukaryota, Fungi, Basidiomycota, Agaricomycetes, Russulales, Bondarzewiaceae. Gene Ontology annotation, molecular function: protein serine/threonine phosphatase activity. Gene Ontology annotation, cellular component: cytoplasm; nucleus. The transcript has 7 exons.
CGCCGAGACCCACCGCCCCAUCGAUUUUCUCUUUUUCUGUCUUUUUUCUCUUUUUCCCCCAUCGCUCCCCGCAGCCGGCUCUCUUCCGAGCGGCCAGCUUGCUUUCCUCUCUCCGCUCUCAAUUUCACACAAAAAUACCGACUCAACACCUAGACUGUGUUUCUCUUCACACCAAACAACAACACCGCUCAACGUCCUCCGCACCUCUUCUUCCGUCUUCCGCAUAUCCUUAUCCCAGGACCGCUUUGGACUCCGCAUCCCGCUCGCGCCACAACCCUCGCUAGGCAGGAUACGACACACGACCGUUGCUACCGAACCGUUCACAAUGGCUGAUAAUGCGACGGAGAUCGAUCUUGACUCGGUCAUCGACCGCUUGCUCGAAGUUCGAGGCAACCGACCAGGGAAACCUGUCCAACUGCAAGAGUACGAGAUCAAGUACCUCUGUACCAAAGCCCGCGAGAUUUUCAUAAAUCAACCUAUCCUGCUGGAGUUGGAAGCGCCCAUCAAGAUAUGCGGUGACAUCCACGGUCAAUACUAUGAUCUCCUCCGACUUUUUGAGUACGGCGGCUUCCCGCCAGAAUCCAACUACCUCUUUUUGGGCGAUUAUGUCGAUCGGGGGAAGCAGUCGCUCGAGACAAUCUGCCUGCUCCUGGCAUACAAGAUUAAAUACCCCGAAAACUUUUUCAUCCUACGAGGCAACCACGAGUGUGCGAGUAUAAACCGGAUUUACGGGUUUUAUGACGAGUGCAAACGGCGGUACAACAUCAAGCUAUGGAAGACGUUCACAGACUGUUUCAACUGCUUGCCUAUCGCUGCUAUCAUUGAUGAGAAGAUCUUCACAAUGCAUGGUGGACUCAGUCCGGAUCUCCAGUCGAUGGAGCAAAUCAGACGAGUGAUGAGACCCACGGAUGUGCCGGACACAGGUCUACUUUGUGAUUUGCUAUGGUCCGACCCAGACAAGGAUAUCACGGGAUGGUCAGAGAAUGAUCGAGGAGUCUCGUUUACGUUCGGUCCAGACGUUGUCUCGCGAUUCUUGCAGAAGCAUGAUAUGGAUCUCAUAUGUCGAGCUCAUCAGGUCGUCGAGGAUGGAUACGAGUUCUUCGCAAAGCGACAGCUGGUCACGCUAUUUUCAGCGCCAAAUUACUGCGGAGAGUUUGACAACGCGGGCGCCAUGAUGAGUGUGGAUGAGACGCUAUUGUGUUCCUUCCAGAUCUUGAAGCCGGCCGAGAAAAAGGCCAAGUAUCCUUAUGGAGGGAUGAAUAUGGGACGACCAGUAACUCCGCCGCGUAAACAGAAGAAGAAAGACGGCAAAAUGGGCUGAGCGCCGCAUGGCCACACCUCCCCGACGCGCAUCGGAUCGAAACCCAUCAAUCGCGCUCCCACGUUUUGAGUCGUUUUCUUUUUUAUUUCCUUCAGUUUCGUCUCCCCGAUCUCGGUUUUUGUCGUCAUCGUCUUCAUCUUCGUCGUUUGCGGCUGGUUGGUCGGUUUUCAUGGUGUCUGUCGGGUCAGGUAGGUGGGCAAGUGGGCGGACGAGGAUGGAUGUGGCGUAAUCGGGAUAUAGGCGGUCGGACGAGGCAGGACUGGGAAAGUGGGUGAAAGGACGCAAGACGUGAUGGGUGCAUAUAGGGGUUUUUGUGCGGUGGGGAUAUUGUUGGAGGCGGAUGGGUGGGCUAUGUCGGACGCGGUGGCGCGAAGAAAAAGUAAUGACUGGAACGCGCAUGGACAGCACAAAGCACACAUAGGAUCCAUUCGACUCGAAUAUCACGUCCGUUUGUAUUUUCAGACCAGACCGCAUCCUCUGCCCUCUUUUCGCUCCGCCACGUUAUGCACACUGCCUGGCUCCGCGCGACGCGGCACGGCUCCCCUCUGCGUUGGAAUCUGACGCUUUCGCUAUUUCGCCCUACCUCUGUCUGUUUGCUCACCGUCUGGUCUGUGUAUCGUUCGUCUUGGCGCAAUGUCUGAACCUCCCUUGUUUGUCCCCAUGUCUUUCUAGUAUCAUCUCUCUUCCCCUUUUCUCCCCUCUCCCUACCUUCUUUCCUCUUCUUCGAUGCCGACUCGACCCUUCUUGCCGCGCUCCUCGCCACCUCCCAGAUGAUACCAUAACCAACCCCGCUUGUCCAUAGUGUCUCGCCAAUAUAUAUAUGUUCCUAUCGCACUCGUUCUACUCCCCGCUCGCGCUCUGUACAUACGCGAGUCCUUCCCCCCCUCGUUCCCCUGUCUUAUUCUUUCUCCCCCUAGGUGUCAGUCUCGUUUGUCCCGCUCUGCUGCUCUUCUAAUAUUGCGACUGUGAGAUUACUAGGUUAUCGGCCAUCUUGCUACCUUUACGCGUGCAGUAUUUCAUUUCAUCUACAUAUUCGUUCGGCGGCGUUAUAUUCGGCGUUUUAUAGAGUGGAUGAGCGUCGCUGGUGCUGGUAAGUAGACGCGGCUAAUGGUAUCGGCCCUCUGGGCAGAAUCUUGUGCU